This is a messenger RNA of Carassius gibelio (silver crucian carp), 2225 nucleotides long. Its product is annotated as probable G-protein coupled receptor 75. Gene Ontology annotation, biological process: G protein-coupled receptor signaling pathway. The transcript is spliced from 2 exons. The coding region runs from base 315 to 1973 and encodes 552 amino acids. NCBI's taxonomy places the organism in Eukaryota, Metazoa, Chordata, Actinopteri, Cypriniformes, Cyprinidae. The record is from RefSeq and is a predicted model, not a curated record. Gene Ontology annotation, molecular function: C-C chemokine receptor activity. Gene Ontology annotation, cellular component: membrane.
UGUCCAUUCGCGGGCUUCAAUAUGAUUCCAGUGUGGCGCGCCCACUUUCCUUCUGCGGAUUGAAUUCACUCUGUUUUUCAUUCUCAUCUUAUACUGUGAUAGUCUUUCUCUAAAUAGGAUGCUUGUAACGUUCAUGUACUUUGGAGAUCCGUACAAAUGUGGAAAACGCGGUGUCUUACAGGCACACAUAGGGAAUCCAUGCAAUCCAGAAAUUUGACCAUAAUCUAUGUGCACAAUGGGAGUAUUAGCUCACUCUUGGGUGACCUAAAGGCAGGAUGGGCAACACUUUGAGGCUGUGACCACUUUGCCUCCCCAUGUGUACCAUGAACAGCACCGCCUGGCCUUUGGACCUGGCUGAGUUUGCGAAACCUCGGGGCUUCAACAGCUCCCAGGGCCAGUCUGCUUCUAUGAGCGGCUGGGCAUUAAUCCACACAGCUACCCUUGCCUCCUGUUCCCUCCUGUUGGUCCUCAUCUUUUGUCUCGGUUCUUAUGGAAACUUGGUGGUCUUCUUGUCCUUCUUCGACCCGGCGUUCCGCAAGUUCCGCACCAACUUCGACUUCAUGAUCCUCAACUUAUCCUUCUGUGACCUGUUCAUUUGCUGCGUCACUGCGCCCAUGUUUGCACUGGUUCUCUUUCUGGAUGCUGGAGAUGCAGGUAGCGGCGUGUCCAAGGGCUUCUGCUUUGCCUUCCACCUCACCAGCUCGGGCUUCAUCAUUAUGUCCCUCGAAACAGUGGCAGUGAUUGCCCUGCAUCGGCUCCGCAUGGUCCUGGGUCAGCAGCCCAACCGCACAGCCUCGUUCCCCUGUACUCUGGCCCUCACUGCAUUGUUAUGGACCACCAGUUUCACACUGGCGGCGUUGGUCACCUUACGAGCAUAUCCCAGGAGCUCCGGACCUUGCCUGCCGCACUUUGGUCUUACUGGCAACAAGGCCAAGGUAGUAUUGUACGUAUACAUUGCAGACUUUGCUUUCUGUGUAGGUGUGGUGUCCAUCUCAUACCUCAUGAUCGCUCAGGCGUUGAGGAAGAACGCUCAGGUUCGAAAGUGUCCCAUCAUUACGGUGGACGCGACACGUCCACCUACUCAUCCACAGCUAAUUGCCACUGGUUUCGAGGGCAUGCAAUGUACAGUGCAGGUGCCCUCGCUGUACCGCAACCAGACAUACAACAAGCUCCAACAUGUCCAGACGCACUCCUUUACCCGGAGAACCAACCAGCCCCUCGUGCCCGGGGCUGCCACUGGAGCAACUUGCUGCCAGUUGGUCUCCACAGUUAACCUGGCGACAGCCAAGGAUUCAAAGGCUGUGGUCACAUGCAUAGUGAUCGUCAUCUCUGUGUUGUUGUGCUGUUUACCGCUAGGUAUAUCUUUGGCACAGGAUAUGGUGUCACCGGAAAGCAGUUUUGUCCACUACCAGUUCGAGCUCUGUGGAUUCGCCCUCAUCUUCCUGAAGUCUGGAAUCAACCCGUUUGUGUAUUCACGCAACAGCGCGGGUCUGCGUCGCCGUGUGCUCUGCUGCCUCCAGUGGCUGACCUUGAGCUUCCUGUGCUGCAAGCACAAGACACGCCUACACGCUAUGGGCAAAGGAAGUCUGGAAGUCAACCGCAACAAGUCCUCGCACCACGAGACCAACUCGGCGUACAUGCUGUCGCCGAAGCCUCAGAGGAGGCUGGUGGACCAGGCUUGCGGACCCAGUCACUCCCGGGACAGCAUGCCUAGCCCCUGUGCCACUGCUGGACGCAAGCCCAGACCCCCGAGCACAUCUACACCCAUCAAUACGCGCAUAGAGCCCUACUACAGUAUCUAUAACAGCAGUCCAUCAGCAGGCCCGAAUUCCCCCAACAGCCUGCAGCCGGUCAACUCUCAAACCACAGCCUUUGCCAAAAACUACGUAGCUAUGCAUUACCACACCCACCAGGAGGUGCUGCAGGACUUCGACAGCACCUCAGCUCAUCACAUUCCCAUCCCCUCAGUCUGAGCUGUAGAACGUCAUGCAUUUAUAAUGUUUGCUCGUGAUUUGCUAAUGGUGUUUUGCUCAAGAGACAAUGUGUGAAAAUGGGACUAGCUAAUUGCCGCUUUCCCCUAAAGUGUUAUCAAUAUUUUCUGGACUGAAGGAUGUUCUAUUUUUACAUUUACAUGGCAUUUUCAUGUAAUAGUUUUGAGGCAGAUUAUGUAUUUGUGUAACAUCCUACAUUUUAUAUAUGAACUGAUUAAAUGUUUUGCAAGUGUA